UGGAAAAGAGCAUAAAAGAUGACAACAGAAAAUACAUUGAUAUCAUGGCGUUUUGUUUGGAUAUAAAGGUUACAGAGGACUCCAAAAUAACCACGAAACUGUGUGAUACCUGCUAUAGAAAAAUCAUUUCGUUUUACAAGUUUAAGGUUCAAUCUUUGGAAAAUGAUGCAUAUCUUAAAUCUCUGGACCCACUUCAGCAGCCUACAGACCAAAAUCUAACUCUGUAUGUUGAUGAAAACGGAAUUAAACAUGAGAAUAUCGUGGAAUCUGAAGAUUUAGACUCAUGUGUAAUAGAAUAUAGCGAUAGAGAAAUUAAAAUAGAAAUAGAUGUUAAGGAUGAGGGCAGACAAGAAGAUUCAGAAAUAACAGAUACUGUAAAGGAAGAAGAUACAUUUGAAGAUGUUGAUUUAGAUGAAGAGCCACUGAGUGUGGUACAAAAAGUUGAAUAUGAAAAUUUUGAGGAUGAAUCCAAAGAAGGGGCGCCAGAAGAUAAUGGUGGGCAGCGGAUGCUGACGUGCAAGGCCUGUCCAAAGCAGUUUGUCACUUUUGGCGGGCGGAGCAAACAUUACCGGACCACACAUUUAGGCGAAAGGUCCAAAUGUGAUAUAUGUUAUAAAGAGGUGGUAAACCUACCAGAGCACAAGCUGCGCGUACACAACCCGUCCGGCAUGCGGUACAACUGCUCGGUGUGCAAGCGCCCUUUCCUCAAACAGACAGAGCUGGACAUACAUAUGGUGACACACACCAAGGACUACCAGUUCCAGUGUGACGUGUGUCAGAAGAAGUUCAGCUCCAAGGGUUUGCUCUCGCUACAUGUACGCCAGGUCCACGAUAAAGAAAGGAACUAUAAAUGUGAACACUGCCCUAAGGCUUUCUUUAGUAGAAUGAAACUCGAAAGACAUUCAAGCUCACACACGAACGAAAAACCUGUAAAAGAAUAUCAAAUCUGCGACGAGUGCGGCAUGUCCGUCGUCGACCUGAAAACGCACGCGGCCCGCCACCGGCCCAAGGAGGAGCGGCGCCUGCUGGCGUGCAAGGCGUGUCCUAAAACCUUCUACACCAUCGGCGGCCGGAAGAGGCAUUACAAGACGACGCAUUUGGGCAAGAAACCCAGGUGUGAUAUUUGUAAUAAACAGGUGGUGUGCGUUUCGGAACACAAAAGGCGCAUGCACGCGACGGGCGAGCUCCCGUUCCCGUGCGUCCACUGCGGGCGCCGCUGCGCGACCAUGUCUCUACUCAAGGUGCAUCUGCUCACACACACCAAGGACUAUACACACGAGUGUGAUGUCUGUCAGAAGAAGUUCAGUGCUCAGACUUUCCUUUCGCUACAUAAACGGGACGUGCAUGAAAAAGAAAGGAGCCAUCAGUGUGAAUAUUGUCCUAAGGCAUUCUUCAAGAAAGAUAAACUAAAAGAACAUAUAAGGAGCCACACGAACGAGCGGCCAUACACGUGCAACGAGUGCGAGCGAUCGUUCACGAAGAGGGUCCACCUCACACGACACCUCACCACGCACAGCGGCCUGCGCAAGUUCCUCUGCAAGUUGUGCAAUAAGAGCUUCAAGACGUCCGGGAACUUGACCGUCCAUAUGGUCAGUCACACGAAGGAGAAGCGCUACCCGUGCGCGUUCUGCGGCGUGCGCUUCGGCCGCUCCGACCACCGCCGCCGGCACGAGUUCACCGCGCACCAGAAACACGGACUAACCGAAGUGGACAAAAAACCUGAUAGCUGAUGAAGAAUGACGUCUGAAACUAA
This is a messenger RNA of Cydia splendana, 1753 nucleotides long. Its product is annotated as zinc finger protein ZFP2-like. Gene Ontology annotation, molecular function: RNA polymerase II cis-regulatory region sequence-specific DNA binding; DNA-binding transcription factor activity. NCBI's taxonomy places the organism in Eukaryota, Metazoa, Arthropoda, Insecta, Lepidoptera, Tortricidae. The transcript has 10 exons. The record is from RefSeq and is a predicted model, not a curated record. Gene Ontology annotation, biological process: regulation of transcription by RNA polymerase II. The coding region runs from base 45 to 1730 and encodes 561 amino acids.